GAGAGAGAGAGAGAGAGAGAGAGAGAGAUGGAACGUGGAGGGACCGGAGGCUUCCAUGGCUACCGCAGAACCCCACAGACAUCCCCUGCAGGGCUGAAAUUACCAGAGAUCAACAUGAGCCAUCAGGCUGAUCGUCAGAUAUUGGUGAACGACAAUACAAAUAACACGGGGAUGAUGAACAACCACUCAAGCAGCAGUAACAACCCCGUGGCCGUGGACGACAGUGGUAAUGAAUGCACGGUGAGGGAGCAAGACCGUUUCAUGCCAAUUGCCAAUGUGAUAAGAAUCAUGCGCAAAAUGCUGCCUCCUCAUGCCAAAAUCUCGGACGACGCCAAGGAAACCAUCCAGGAAUGCGUGUCUGAGUUCAUCAGUUUCAUCACAGGAGAAGCCAACGAACGCUGCCAGCGUGAGCAACGCAAGACCAUCACGGCUGAGGAUGUUCUCUGGGCCAUGAGCAAACUGGGCUUUGACGACUACAUUGAGCCUCUCACCGUCUAUCUCAACCGCUACCGCGAGUUUGAAGGUGAUCGCGGCUCCAUAAGGGGCGAUAUCCCUCUGGCUGUCAUGAAGAGGACCAUGGAUUUAGUCCCUUCUUCCACCAGCACGGCUGCGGCAGCUUUUGCGCCUGUUUUUCACUUGGGUCACCACCAUGGCUUCUUUGGAGCUCCUCCUCCUCCUGCUGCAGCAGCAGCAGGAGGAAUGGCUGGAUUCCUCAACGACGCAAUAUCACCCAAUAAUAACAAUGCCGCUGCUGCCGCGGGUUCAUCUCAGCCGCCUGCUGUGGCCAGCAUUGAUCAGUCUUAUGCCCGUAUCUGUAACAAGUGACUAGCUAGCUAGCGCUCUAAACAAAUUAAAAUUAGGCUAAGCUAGGCUAGCUGAAGUAGUAGUUCAGUAGUUUGUGUGGUGGUGGAAGUGGUUGUCUGUUGGUGCAGUACCGUACCAAAACCAAACAAAGAGCAGUGGCUCAGCUGUCUG
This is a messenger RNA of Diospyros lotus (date-plum), 975 nucleotides long. Its product is annotated as nuclear transcription factor Y subunit B-6. Bases 28 to 825 code for a protein of 265 amino acids. The record is from RefSeq and is a predicted model, not a curated record. Gene Ontology annotation, cellular component: CCAAT-binding factor complex; nucleus. Gene Ontology annotation, biological process: regulation of transcription by RNA polymerase II. The transcript has 2 exons. Gene Ontology annotation, molecular function: RNA polymerase II cis-regulatory region sequence-specific DNA binding; DNA-binding transcription activator activity, RNA polymerase II-specific; protein heterodimerization activity. Lineage: Eukaryota; Viridiplantae; Streptophyta; Magnoliopsida; Ericales; Ebenaceae.